AUGGGCUGGGCGCGCUCGCAGCCGUGCGCGCUGGCGCUGGCGGCGGCUCUGGCCGUGUGCGCCUUCUACUACCUGGGCGGCGGCGGGGAGACUUUCUCCAGCGCCACCCGCCGCCUCCGCGCCACGCGGGCCGCCGCACCGCCCGCCACGCCGCCCGGCCCGGCCCGCCGCGAGAGGACGGCGGCAGGAGGAGAGGCGGGCCGGGCGCUGCACCUCCUGAUGAUGUUCACCAAGGUGGAGCGCAGCCCGGCGCUGAGCGGUAAGGGCCAGGCCGCGCUGCGCUCCCUGCUGCGCCACGGACGGCUGCGCCGCGGGGACGGGCUGCACCUCCACCUCGUCACCGACAGCGCCAGCAGAGACAUCGGCGAGGAGCUGCUGCGGGACGCCAUGCGUGGCGCCGCCUUCCGCUACCAGGUAAUAAUCCACGAUGUCAGCGAGCUGACAGAGAAGCUGUUUCCAAUCGUUGAAGCCAUGCAGAAACACUUCAGUGCUGGAUCAGGAACCUACUACAGCGACUCGAUUUUCUUCUUGUCUGUUGCAAUGCAUCGGAUCAUGCCCAAAGAAAUAACACAGAUCAUCCAGGUAGACUUGGACCUGAAGUACAAGGCCAACAUCCGCGACCUGUUUGAGGAGUUUGACAACUUCCAGGAAGGAGCUGUCAUUGGGAUUGCCAGGGAAAUGCAGCCAGUGUACAGGCACACGUUCUGGCAGUACCGCCGCGAGAACCCCCAGACCAGGGUGGGGGAGCCCCCUCCUGACGGGCUGCCUGGCUUCAACAGCGGUGUGCUGCUCCUCAACCUGGAAGCCAUGAGGCGCUCCAAGCUCUACAACCAGCUGCUGGAACCUGGCAUGGUGCAGAAGCUCACAGAGAAGUACCACUUCAAGGGUCACCUUGGGGACCAGGAUUUCUUCACCAUGGUGGGGAUGGAGCAUCCAGAACUGUUCCACGUGCUCGACUGCACAUGGAACCGUCAGCUUUGCACGUGGUGGAAGGACCACGGGUACAGCGAUGUGUUUGAUCAGUACUUUCGGUGCGACGGUGAGGUCAAAAUUUACCACGGGAACUGCAACACCCCUAUCCCUGAGGACUAGGGCACCCCUUCCUCCAGGAGCAGCUGUGACUGCAGGGUCCCUGUACGGCUGCACAGGCUGCAGUGGCCGCACCAGCGGUACCUCCUGAAGCAUGGCCAGCCCAGUCUGUUAUGUUCCAGGGAUAUCCCUGAUCCCUGGCAAUCCCCGAAGCGUUCAGUUUCCCACUGCCUGUAGUCCCACCCGUCCAGAAGAAGGUACAGUCCAGUAGCUGGCACAGGACAUACAAGAUGUCUGGGCUUGGCUCCGUGGCUCAGCCUGGGGCAAGUGCACGGUGCCCCUCUGCUGCAGCCCCAGGGCACAGGGACAGCUGGCAGGCCUUUGGGUGACCUUGCUUUGGCACCUUGCAGGGAGUGCUGGCUCCAUGGGUGCUGUGCAGCACUAUGUUGUUAGCCAGAUUUCAGAGCCAGGCAGUUGGGUUUUGUUUAGACAUUCCUUGGUGGCCCAUUUCUGCAACUUACGCAGAGCAUAAGUCUGCUCUGUCUAGAGAGGAGACACUGUCCUCAGGUCAUCUUUCUUUUCAGCAUUCCAGAAAGGCAAGAAAGCUUUAACGACUGAAAAGCUGCUUUAAAUUUGUGUUACUUAUGAACAAAAAUUGAAUGCCAUAUGAACUUUAAAGCCUUUCACUUGUUCUUCUUAGCAAUAAAAGCUUUACUGCCGUAUCUUGUCUUAAAAGCAUUCAGCAGGCGUGUACAAAUUGGUUCAUUUUUCUAGCUUUGCCUUUAACCUUUUGUACUGUAAUAAAGCUGCAAACAUAAAACACA
Messenger RNA from Centrocercus urophasianus (Greater sage-grouse), 1853 nucleotides. It is a transcript of the gene XXYLT1, whose product is annotated as xyloside xylosyltransferase 1. The transcript is spliced from 4 exons. The record is from RefSeq and is a predicted model, not a curated record. Gene Ontology annotation, molecular function: UDP-xylosyltransferase activity. NCBI's taxonomy places the organism in Eukaryota, Metazoa, Chordata, Aves, Galliformes, Phasianidae. Bases 1 to 1092 code for a protein of 363 amino acids.